Molecule: messenger RNA, 3921 nt
Organism: Homalodisca vitripennis (glassy-winged sharpshooter)
Lineage: Eukaryota; Metazoa; Arthropoda; Insecta; Hemiptera; Cicadellidae
Product: isoleucine--tRNA ligase, cytoplasmic-like
Biological process (GO): isoleucyl-tRNA aminoacylation
Molecular function (GO): aminoacyl-tRNA deacylase activity; isoleucine-tRNA ligase activity; tRNA binding
Source: RefSeq, a predicted model, not a curated record
CCGGCCGAACACGACAGCGAAUACCGAUGCAUACAGACGACGCACAAAUUUAAGGUUAAUGGAACAUAACCUGUACAUUUGUGUUGCACCAGUAUUAUAAUAAUUGAAUUUUAACUCAACUUGUUUUGUUGAAUCGAAUGCUGCAACUGUUAAAUAUUGUUUAGGUUGAGCAAUAUAAGAGAGAAAUGGUUCAGGUGGUUCCUGAAACAAUAGAUUUUCCCAAGGAAGAGGAAAAUAUUCUUCGUUUGUGGAAAGAUCUAGAUGCAUUCCGAGAAUCCCUAAAGCAAUCAAAAGGAAAACCAAGAUACUCGUUUUACGAUGGACCUCCAUUUGCCACAGGGCUCCCCCACUACGGCCACAUACUCGCAGGAGCCAUAAAGGAUGUUGUUACUCGUUAUGCUCAUCAAAGUGGGUUCCAUGUUGAACGGAGGUUCGGCUGGGAUUGUCACGGGCUCCCUGUGGAGUUUGAGAUUGACAAAACUCUUGGCAUCAAAGGUCCUGCAGAUGUUGCCAAGAUGGGGAUUGCCGCUUACAACAAUGAGUGCCGGAAAAUUGUGUCACGGUAUUCUGCUGAAUGGGAGACAAUUGUGUCUCGAAUCGGACGCUGGAUCGACUUUGAAAAUGACUACAAGACCAUGUACCCGUGGUUCAUGGAGAGUGUAUGGUGGGUGUUCUCCGAGCUGUGGAAGAAAGGGUUGGUGUACCGGGGAGUGAAGGUGAUGCCGUACUCCACGGCAUGCAACACUCCUUUGUCUAACUUUGAGUCAGGCCAGAACUAUAAGGAGGUCGUUGACCCAGCUGUGGUCGUCAGUUUUCCUCUGGUGGACGACCCCCAGACCGCCUUGGUAGCUUGGACCACCACCCCUUGGACCCUCCCCAGCAAUCUAGCUCUGUGUGUCAACCCUGCCCUCCAGUACGUCAAGGUCAGAGAUUUGUCAACCAACAAUGUCUACAUCAUGAUGGAAGCCAGACUGCCGACACUCUUCAAGAAGGAAGACGAUUACACGAUCCUGGACAAGUUCCUUGGGUCCGUCCUUGCUGGAAAGAAGUACAAACCGAUCUUCCCUUACUAUGCUCAUUUGACCCAGGCAUUCAGAGUACUGACUGACGGCUAUGUCACAGAAGAAUCCGGUACAGGAAUUGUACACCAGGCUCCGUACUUUGGAGAGGACGAUUACCGCGUUUGUCUCCACAACGGUGUCAUCACUAGGGACCAAGAGAUAAUCUGUCCCGUAGACGAAAGCGGCUGCUUUACCCUUCCUGUCACUGACUUUAAUGGUCUGUAUGUCAAGGACGCGGAUAAGGAGAUUGUAAAGCAGCUGAAGGCUAAUGGUCACCUGGUGAAUGCUAGUACAACCAAGCACAGCUACCCGUUCUGCUGGCGAUCGGAGACACCUCUCAUUUACAAGGCUGUACCGUCCUGGUUCAUCCGAGUGGAGCAGAUGAGUCAACACCUGGUUAAAGCUAACUCAGACACAUAUUGGGUUCCAGAUUUUGUGAAGGAGAAGAGGUUCGGUAACUGGCUGCGCGAGGCCAGAGACUGGGCCGUGAGCCGCAACCGAUACUGGGGCACUCCCAUCCCACUCUGGGUAUCAGAUGACUGGCAGGAGGUAGUCUGUAUCUCCAGCAUUGCCGAACUUCAGCGGCUGACAGGCCAAACCGUUACAGAUCUGCACAGAGAUAGCAUUGAUCACCUGACAAUACCAUCAGUACGCGCAGGCCACCCCCCACUGAGGAGAGUGUCGGAGGUGUUUGAUUGCUGGUUCGAGAGUGGUGCUAUGCCGUAUGCCCAGCUCCACUACCCCUUCAAGAACCAGAAGGACUUUGAUGACAGGUUCCCCGCAGAUUUCAUAGCAGAAGGCAUUGAUCAGACUAGAGGCUGGUUCUACACCCUGUUGGUCAUAUCGACAGCUCUGUUCAAGAAGGCACCAUUCAAGAAUCUAAUUGCUAAUGGUCUUGUGUUGGCAUCAGAUGGCCAGAAGAUGUCCAAGAGGAAAAAGAACUAUCCAGACCCCAUGGAGAUAGUGAACAAGUAUGGAGCAGAUGCGUUGCGCCUGUACUUGGUCAACUCUCCUGUCGUGCGUGCUGAGAAUUUGCGUUUCAAGGAGGAAGGAGUCCGGGACAUCCUCAAGGACGUGUUCCUACCUUGGUACAAUGCGUACAGGUUCCUCAUACAGAACAUCCAGCGUAUCAAUCAGGAAGAAUCAAUGACAUUUACGUUCAACGAGGAGACAGCCACCAGCACUAACGUAAUGGACCGAUGGAUCAUGUCAUUCACUCAGUCGUUGCUUGCGUUUGUCCGCCGCGAGAUGGAAGCAUACCGGCUCUACACGGUUGUGCCACGGCUGGUGCAGUUCAUCGACAAUCUCACCAACUGGUAUGUGCGGAUGAACCGACGCCGUUUAAAGGGUGAGACGGGGUCUGCAGACUGCCAACAAGCCCUGGCCACACUGUCUACAGUGCUGUUCACCAUGGUGCGUUUGAUGGCUCCCUACACCCCCUUCCUCACCGAGCUGAUGUACCAGAAUCUCAAGUUGCUGAACAGCCGUCCCGAGCGCAGUGUGCACUUUGUCAUGCUGCCCCAAACCAGAACUGCUCUGAUAGAUGAGAACAUAGAGCGUUCCGUCUCUCUCAUGCAGAAUGUCAUAGAACUUGGCCGCAAGAUUCGAGACCGGAAAACGCUUCCAAUAAAGUACCCACUCUCCGAGGUGGUGGUAAUUGUCAACAGCCCACAACAAGUGGCGGAGGUGACGAGUCUACAGCAGUAUGUGACAGAGGAGCUCAAUGUGCGCCGUGUGACAGUCACUGCGGACAAGCAGGCGUACGGCGUGUCCCUGCGUGCCGAGCCGGAUCACAAGACGCUGGGUGCCAGGCUCAAGCAGGCUUUCAAGCCUGUAAUGGCCGCCAUCAAGGAACUGAGUAAUGAGCAGCUGCAGGAGUUCCAACGCACAGGUCAGCUGGAGGUGUUGGGCCACAAGAUCGAGCCCAGCGAGCUGAGGUUGUUCUUCAGCUUCACAGGUCCCGGUGCCGAUCAGUUGGCCCUUAAGUACGAAGCUCACUCCGACAACGAUGUAUUGGUACUACUGGAUGUGACCCCUGACGAGGAGCUACAGGCAGAGGGUCUGGCACGGGAGUUUGUCAACCGGGUCCAGAAGCUACGGAAGAAAGCUCAUCUGGUGCCGACUGACCAGGUGACCGUGUAUUACGCGGCAAAAGGGGAGUUAGCAGACAUCGCAGUCAAGUAUCGGCAGAUGAUAGAAACAUCCACGCGGACCCCCUUCCUGCCCCUGGACCAGCUGACAGGCAAAGUGCUCGCUGAAGAAGUGCAGGCGGUGAAAGGUUGUCAGUUAACCCUCAAGCUGACAGACUUUGUGCAAGGCCAACCACAGAAACAGUCUCUCACUCCUGCGUGCAGGUAUGUAAGGGUUCAACUACAGGGUCUCAACCCCAGUAAUGGGGUGCAAGGUUCCAUGGGCUAUGUUCUCCUGGAGAACCCUGCUGGAGAGAAUCUCUUGACAUUGGAGAAACUGGAACAUGAGGUGAGGGUGCUGUUUGGAUUGCAAUGUCGCAGCAAAGUGUAUCUCUACAGUGACAAUGGCAAGCCACUGUCUCCCAGUCACUUGCCGUCCCUACAUCAAACAACAGUGUAUGUCUCGGCCAAACCUCAACUGGCCAGUGUUCCUGCGGUGUCCCACAGUAACGGACCAGACUGCAGGUUUGUGAACGUACAGUGGAAGAACAAGCAGGGUGUACUGUUCCUGGAGAACCCUGUGGGAGAUGAUCUUCCCGUGGAUUUGGAGCCCUUGGUGCGGCGGAUGUUCAAUCUGGACUCUGCUUCUGUAUCUGUCUCUGCGCCGGACAACGGAGUUAUCACUGUCACCUAACUCAUUCAACAAUAAAGACUUGUUUGUAUAUACAACA